Messenger RNA from Lonchura striata (white-rumped munia), 3106 nucleotides. RefSeq names its product reversion inducing cysteine rich protein with kazal motifs (gene RECK). NCBI's taxonomy places the organism in Eukaryota, Metazoa, Chordata, Aves, Passeriformes, Estrildidae. Gene Ontology annotation, molecular function: metalloendopeptidase inhibitor activity; protein binding. The record is from RefSeq and is a predicted model, not a curated record. Gene Ontology annotation, cellular component: plasma membrane. Gene Ontology annotation, biological process: sprouting angiogenesis; extracellular matrix organization; blood vessel maturation.
GGGUCGGCGCGGGUUCGAGACCCGGCCAUGGUGGCGGCGGCCGCUCGGUGGCCCUGGGCCCUGCUGUGCCUGGCGGCGGCCCCGCUGUUGUGCCCCGCGGCGGCCGGCUUGUCUUGUUGUUACCAUGCAAAGGACAAUUUAAUGUGCCGUGAUGUCUGUGAACAGAUUUUGUCUUCUAAGAGUGACUCCCGUUUGAAGCACUUACUGCAGCGCGCACCUGAAUAUUGUCCAGAAUCAAUGAGAGAAGUAUGGGGUUGUAUAAAUUCUUCUUUGCCAGGAGUUUUGAAGAAGUCCGAUGGGUGGGUUGGUUUAGGCUGCUGUGAGCUGGCUAUUGCUGUGGAGUGUCGGCAGGCGUGUAAGCAGGCUUCUGCAAAAAAUGAUAUUUUAAAGGUCUGCAGGAAGGAAUAUGAGGAGGUUGUCCAGUAUGGGUUGAAGGAGAGCGGGAGAGGAAAGAAUGCUCUCUUUAGUUGUAUUAACAGAAAUGAAAUGGGGUCAGUCUGUUGCAGUUACGCAGGUCAUCACACGAACUGCCGGGAGUAUUGCCAAGCAAUUUUUCGGACAGAUUCCUCUCCUGGUCCAUCACAAAUUAAAGCAGUUGAAAAUUACUGUGCAUCUAUCAGCCCUCAGCUUAUACACUGCGUGAAUAACUACACACAGUCAUAUCCAAUGAGGAACCCUACAGACAGUUUGUAUUGCUGUGAUAGAGCAGAAGACUAUGCGUGUCAGGCUGCCUGUAAAAGAAUUCUAAUGUCAAUGAAAACAGAGCUUGAAAUUGUUGAUGGACUUAUAGAAGGCUGUAAAACCAUGCCUCUCCCUCAGGACCCGCUUUGGCAAUGUUUUCUUGAGAGCUCAAGAUCUGUUCACCCAGGAGUCACUGUGCACCCUCCACCUUCAACAGGCCUCGAUGGAGCUAAGCUCCAUUGCUGUUCUAAAGCAAAUUCUUCCACAUGUAGAGAGCUCUGCACUAAACUUUAUAGCACGAGCUGGGGCAAUUCACAGAGCUGGCAAGAAUUUGAUCGCUUUUGUGAGUAUAAUGCAGUUGAAGUUUCCAUGUUGACCUGUUUAGCAGAUGUACGAGAACCUUGUCAGCUGGGCUGUAGAAAUCUUACUUACUGCACUAAUUUUAAUAACAGACCAACAGAGCUAUUUAGAAGCUGCAAUACUCAGUCAGACCAGGGAGCCAUGAAUGACAUGAAGCUAUGGGAAAAAGGGAGUAUUAAGAUGCCUUUCAUAAAUAUUCCUGUGCUUGAUAUUAAAACAUGCCAACCAGAAAUGUGGAAGGCAAUUGCCUGCUCCCUACAGAUUAAACCUUGUCACAGCAAAUCUAGAGGAAGUAUUAUCUGCAAAUCAGAUUGUGUGGAAAUACUGAAGAAGUGUGGAGAUCAUAAUAAAUUCCCUGAAGGCCACUCAGCUGAGAGUAUUUGUGAACUCUUAUCUCCAACAGAUGACUUGGAGAACUGUAUACCCUUGGAUACUUACCUGAGCCCAAGUUCUUUAGGCAACAUUGUAGAAGAUGUCACACAUCCAUGUAAUCCAAACCCAUGUGCAGCUAAUCAGCUAUGUGAAGUAAAUAGAAAAGGAUGUCAAUCUGGAGAGCUGUGUCUUCCAUAUUUGUGUGUGCCUGGCUGCAAACUGGGAGAAGCCUCCGAUUUUAUUGUCCGACAAGGUACACUUAUCCAAGUUCCAUCCUCAGCUGGUGAUGUUGGGUGUUACAAGAUUUGUACCUGUGGACACAGUGGAUUGCUGGAGAACUGUAUGGAAAUGCAUUGUGUUGACCUCCAGAAAUCAUGCAUUGUUGGAGGACAAAGGAAAAGCCAUGGAGCUUCCUUUAACAUAGAUUGCAACGUCUGUUCCUGUUUUGCUGGAAACUUGAUUUGUUCGACACGUCAGUGCCUAACUGAGCACAGCUCAGAGGAUGAACGUCGGAAGUUUACAGGUUUGCCCUGUAACUGUGUGGACCAGUUUGUCCCAGUCUGUGGCCAGAACGGGCGCACAUAUCCCAGCGCGUGCAUAGCUCGCUGCGUGGGGCUCCAUGACAACCAGUUUGAAUUUGGAUCAUGUAUUUCCAAGGAUCCUUGCAACCCAAACCCUUGUAAUAAAAAUCAAAGGUGCAUACCAAAGAAACAAGUUUGCUUGACCAGUUUUGAGAAGUUUGAAUGCAGCCAGCAUGAAUGUGUGCCAAGGCAGUUAAAUUGUGACCAGACACGGGAUCCUGUUUGUGACACAGACAAUGUGGAAUAUACUAACUUGUGUACUUUGUACCAAAAAGGAAAAAGUUUAGCAUACCAAGGACCAUGCCAGCCCUUCUGCAGGUCGCUGGAGCCGGUGUGCGGGCACAACGGGGAGACCUACGGCAGCGUCUGCGCCGCCUACGCCGACCGCGUGGCCGUGGACUACCAGGGGCACUGCCAGGCCGUGGGCGUGCUCUCCGACCACGGCUUCCAUUCCGAGUGUGCCUUCGUCAGCUGCCCCCAGCUCUCUGCCACCGCCUGCAAACCAGUCCUUGCGCCAGGAGCCUGCUGUCCACUAUGUGCUGGAAUGCUGAGAAUUUUAUAUGACAAAGACAAGCUGGAUAAUUUUGCAAGGGUAACAAAUAAAAAGCCAAUAACGGUACUUGAUAUACUUGAAAAAAUCCGCCUGCAUGUGUCAGUGCCACAGUGUGAUGUGUUUGGAUACUUAAGCAUAGAAUCAGAAAUUGUAAUUCUCAUCAUUCCUGUGGAUCAGAACCCCAAACCAUUGCAGAUUGAAGCCUGCAAUAAAGAGGCAGAGAAGAUCGAGUCUCUGAUCAAUUCGGACAGCCCAACAUUAGCAUCACAUGUGCCACUGUCAGCUCUAAUUGCAUCUCAAGUACAAGUUUCAUAUAGCAUUUCUUCCGCUUCUGCUCAAGUGGUGCCUGCUCUGCACUCCCUAUUCCUAAGCCUUCUAUUCCCCUUGUCAUCAGCAUUGAGAUACUGCAUAUAACUGCUUGGGAAAUAUGCAUGAGUAUUGUGGCAUUUGUAUUGUGAAGGACAUAUGGAGUUGUUGAUCACUGAACCAGAAAACAAAAAAUGUGGAAGAUUUGGUGAACUUACAUUUUUCAAUGAAGGACUAAAAGUAUCUGAAUAAU